GACCUCAGGGACGAGAACAGCUCGAAGGCCACCGAGCCCCGAGUGGACUACACGCGCCACAUGAUGGUGACAGACGACUUCACUUCUAAGGCUGCGCCCGCAACUUGCACGGAUGAUGCGCUGACUCCGUCAGGGCGUUGCAACAGCUUCGCAGCCUUGGGAAAUGCUAUGUUGCCGUGGCAGACGGGCAUCUCCCAGGAGGACACCGUGCGUGCGCUUCACGAGGACGGCGUUGAGGCGCUAGUCUUCCGACUAGUUGAAAGCCACUCGGCCAGCGCGGAACUUCUACUCCUGGCCGUCCCAGAGGCUCUUGAGGCACACGGGCAGCUGAUAGACUGCCUCGCAGCUGCCAUCAUUGCGGCCAUAGGAGCUAUGUUGCCGGGGAUGCCAAGGCUAGAGAUGGUGGUCAGCCUUGGAAAUGAAGCUGUGUCACAACGGAGAUCGUAUUCGUGGAGCCCUCCUUAUGGUCGCCGAGAGGAUGUUCCCCCACCUGUGUUCAGCUUCUGCAGUGAUCGGAAGAGCUUUUGGGAUAUACCGUUGCCAAGCUCCCUCUGCUACCGCUUCCGACCACGCUGCAAGGGCAAGGACUCCGGAGAUGCUACCAGCGGCCGGCUUACGUACACGAAGCAAGAAGAAGAGUGCUACGUCUUCAGACUGCUGACGUCUUAUGGAGAACUCCUUCGCUACAGGCCUAUGGGCCGCGCUAUGGAGGAAGAGGCAGUAACCAUGGAUGAUCUCGUUCUGAAUUCUGGAGUUGUGGUCCUGAAAUCGUGGUCGGUGCAGUCCACUCCGAUGGCCGAAGAGAUGACGUCGCGAUGUGAUCUGCUCAUGGCAAGGGCAGCUGCCUGA
Symbiodinium necroappetens is the source of this 849-nucleotide messenger RNA. NCBI's taxonomy places the organism in Eukaryota, Dinophyceae, Suessiales, Symbiodiniaceae. The record is from the annotation of a GenBank genome assembly.